Molecule: messenger RNA, 1225 nt
Organism: Drosophila navojoa
Lineage: Eukaryota; Metazoa; Arthropoda; Insecta; Diptera; Drosophilidae
Source: RefSeq, a predicted model, not a curated record
AUGGCCACGCCACACGUCUGCUUUGCGGACGAGCUGCAGCAGCAGCCGCCGCACAACAACAACAACAACAACAAUGGCAACAAAAAUUGGCUGGAAUUGGAGCUGCAGCCGCCGCAGCACUCGCCCAGCCUCUCGCCAACGCCUCGCUACGAGCGUAACAUGGGCUUCUUUCAGCUGCUCAGCCGACGCUUUGGGCUGAGGUCAAGCGUUGACCUAGUUGAUGCAGCUGCACAGGAGGAGGAUGCGCACAGUUCAUCGACCGAUUCGUAUUCAUCGGCUAGCCGUGGCUUAGCUGCAGCACGCUUGGAGCUGAUGUCCUGCGCCUCCAGCGAGACGAGCAGCACCAUUGACAUCGAGGAGCAGGAGCAGCAGCAGCAGCAGCAGCAGCAACAGCAGCAGGACCAACGCAAAUCGUUGUCUCGCACGAGCUUCUCACGAAUGCAACGCCGGUCCACAUCGUCACUGCGACGCGCCUUUGAGAGCCUCUCGCUGACAUCACGCUCGAUGUCGUGCAGCGGCCCCUCGCCGCCCCCACAGCCGCACCCACACCAGCAUCAGCAGCAGCCGCAAAUGCCAUUGAAGUCCGCUCUGAAGUCGGCUUCUACUAUCGAGCUGCACCAGCGUCAGCACAAGCUGGCCACCAAAUCGACGAGCAGCUCCAGCGCCUGCUCCAACUCAUCCACAUGCUCCGCGACCCAAGCGAAGCACAGCAAGGCGAAGCCGCCUCCACAGCGCAUCCUCCGUCAGCCCGUCUCCUAUACAUAUCUAAAGGGCAUGUCCGGCCUGCCGACGCAGCGCGUGCCCCGCAGCUCCGUCUGCUGCCAAUAUGCGCGGCGCUAAGGGGAUCGGCAGAGAGUUCAUUAUCUAUCAUUAUCUACUCAUAGCCAAUAGCAGUUGAUAGUAGUUCGAAUAGCUCACGUAGCUCACAUAGCUCACAUUGAACAUUGUGCCAAAUGCCACGCCCAUUCAUUUCGAAAAACUGUGAUACAAUUACUUUUUCAUAUCCACAGCAGAUUCCCAGCUCAUUCCACGAAACGAACACCAAAGAAGAUCCCCAAAAGAGAGAAAAAAAAAACCAAUACAUUUUCCAAGACUUUAGCAAAUAGAAAUAGAAAAUUUUCCACGCGGCUUUCGAUUCCAGCAAAACCGAACAGAAGACUGUCCCAAGGGAAAGUUUUGUAUUGUUCAAAGAAAAUUGCUUAAAUUUAAUUAAAACUAUAAUAAA